AUGGAUAAAUUCAAAAAAUGCAAAAAAAGAAAUUUGGGUCAACUGAAAAAGACCAAGACUUUUAUUAAAAAAAAAAAAAAAUUGCCAUAUGUGAACAGUAGUAACAGCAGCUCACCGAAUGAUUUUAUCACAAAUGUAAUUAUAAAAUAUAUAAACCAGAGGAAAUAUGAAAAGAGGAAGAAUGGAGGAAAUUUUGAAAAUGACAAAUUUAACGAAUUUAUAGGAAACAAGAACGCAACUGAAUUAUUGAAGGAAAGAUUAUUCGGAAAGAACGAAAUUAGAGAGACGGAUAUCGUUAAAAAUUGUCUCCUUUUUAAUGAUAAAAAUGAGAUUCUUGAAAAAGUGAGCUAUAAAAUUCUUUAUGAUGUUAUAAAAAAAUGCAUAGAUCAUGAACAUGUAUUAAUGAAAGUAGAAGAAUUAGGUUUUACAGCUGAAAAUAUAAGAGAUAAAAAUAACGAAAAUGUAAAUAUAUGUUCGAAAUACAAAGCUGAAGUUUUUUUCAAUUACAUAUAUAAGAAUUUAAAAGUUAUAAAAAUUACUAAAAAUUUUCAGAUGCUAUAUAAAUUUAUGAAUGUUAUCAUAUCCGUUACACACAUAAUACCAUAUAUGUAUAAAGUAAGAUUUAUAUUUUCUUUUUGCUCCAUUUUUAACAUCUACCAAAAAGAAUGUGAAAAUGGUGUGAAUAGUCCAUCACUGAUAGGAAAAGCCAAAAUAAGAAAUGACAAAGAGGAUAAUAACAAUCAUGGUAGUGGGAAUUUUUUCAAUUCAGACGUAGAAGAAUUUUUAAAUUUAUUUUUUGAAUUAAUGAAUGAAUUAAUAAAUCUACAUGAAAAUUAUAAUACAUACGAUGAUAAUUACAAAAUAUUUAACUUUUUUGUUUUGAGGUGGAUAUUGGUUUAUUUCCAAAAUAAGCAAAGUUUUUUUGCAAAAGGGAAAUUCAUGAACUCUUUGAUAAAAUUGAAAUACGUCAUGUUGUUAUUCACCUUGUUGAAGUUUCUACAUGAAAGUGCAAAUAAUGUGACAUCUAAGAAGUUUAAGGAUAGUGAAGGAAAAGUAUGUGUAUUAAAUAACAUCACGAUAGGAGUAUGCAAAGAAGGUACAAACGUAGUUCAUGUAAACAAUCAAGAGGAGGAAGAAAGAAAUAUUUCCCAAUUUUUAAAUGAACAUUCAUCUUUUUUUGUGGAAGAAAAGCUUGAUUCAAAUAAAACAAAUUUUUUGGAUCAUUUAUGCAAUAGUGAACAAUUAAAAAAUGAAAAGAUAAAAAAUAAUAGGGACGAAAUUAAGAUGUUGAUGGAAAAUUUUUAUGAUAAAGUCGAUUUGCGCUUGGAAAAAAGCUUGAAAGAUGUGAAAGAGACCAUGAACACAUUGACACAGAACAUAUUUAUGACAGUGUACAAUCUAUUUAACACAAUGCACCUUAUACAUAGACAUGUAGUAUUGUUGCAUUUUUCUUUUCAUUUUUUAAAAACGAAAGCAUUUGAAUACUCGUACUUUAUCAUUUUUAAUGCAUUUCAAUGGAUUGAAAAAUUAUUAACAGUUAACAAUUUUGUAAUUCAUCCGAUGAUAUUUUUGACAGCUCAGGAAGUUUUUACCUUUUACGAAAAUAUUGUUAUUCAUUUAUAUAAAGAAAAAAAUUAUACAGAGGAGGAGGAGUUUUACCAAUUUUAUGACAAGUUUAAUAGUAAACAUAGCAACGUUUAUUCAACAGUUUUGAAAAAGAUAUGGAGUUUAUAUAUGCUGAUUAUUUCUGAUGAAUACAUGAAAAGGGAAGAAGUUGGUAAAUUGAGUGAAAAUCCUUAUUUUAUAAUAAACAAAAUGGAUGAAGAAACAGAUUUAAUGAACAGUUUGAACAAAUUAACGACUGUGCUAAGAGUUAACAACUUAGAAUUUCCAGAAGAAUAUAAAAAUUUGAUACUAAAAGGUGUAGAUGAGACGUACAAAAAUUGCUUAACAAAUUGUUUAUCAAAACUGUUUCGUGUAUUAGGGUUGAACACCUUUUUUGAAGAAUACUUUUUUUUUUCAAGCAAAGAAUUAUUAUCAAAGGAUGUGUAUAUAAUAAAUAGAAUUCUCAAAGACACAAACAGAACAUACCAUGGUGGAAACUUUAAAUUUUUAAUGAAUUUUUUUUAUCCUUUGCUAAUGUAUUACAUUGAUUUAUAUGAGAAAGAAGAAGAACACAGUAUAAAAAAAAAGUUAUUCUUAACACAUAUAAAAAAUGUAUUGAUUCAUUUCUCACGUGUAUUAAAUGAUUGUAUCAACUUGUAUUAUUUCCUAUCUACAAAUAUGGAAGAUUUGUAUAUAUUAGUAACAAAGUUUAUCAAUUGUAAUGAUUUUAAAUUGCUACCUCUGUUUAUCAACUUUUUUGAAAAUUUUUACUUAUCAACGUUGAAGAUAAAUAAUAAUCAAGGUUCAGAAUGUAUUUCCCAAAUAUUCGAUAACAACAAGAUUGUUAGAGAUAUAAAAUGUAAAUACACCAUUUUAAAUUUAAAGAAAAAUAAUUUCUUUUUAAGCCAAGUUUCAGAUAAUCUGUUGAAAAUUUUUUUACCGCGAUUCAUAUCCAUUGUAACAUCUAAUUAUGAAAACAAAUUUUCUCAAGUUAAUGUAAAAACAGAUGAAAGUAGUUUAAAUAUGUCUAUGGUAAUUGAAGGAUUUUCAAAACUGAUACAUGUGGCUUUAUAUUUUUCAUCAGAUGCAAAUUUAAGUGAAAUUUCAAGCCUCCUCGAGCAGCUUAUACAAAGAAACGAAAUUGAAAAAGAAAUUUAUUCCUUAAUUAGUAUAUUAAUUGUUCUCAAAAUUUUAAUACCAUUUUUUACCUAUGAUGAACUUAUCGCAUGUUCAUCUCAUUAUAAGAAAUUAAUUUAUUUAGUGAAUGAAAUGGUUAGUAAUAAGCUGUUACUAAUUGGGAGAAUAAAAAAUGCAAGGGGAAAUAGGUGGAAUGUUAAUAGUACACAAAUAGAAAAAGGUAAAGAUGCAUAUUCGAGAAUGUCAUCUGGAGGAAACAAUUUCUGCGUCAAUCAGAUGGAGCAAUCGACGAAGCUCUUUGAUCAAAACCUGCAAGAAAAUAAUAAUAGUGCCCAGUAUUAUUUGCCUAAGCAGGUGAGUGAAACUAUGUACACUGAUGGGAUAUACCAUCCAAUUGGCAAUGAAAAUGGUAAUCCAAUGCUGAAUAACAACUACUGGAACAGGAACAUAACAACGAACACAUGUGAUAUAGAUCCAUGUGGUGAUACAAAUCAGAUGCAUGAAAAUAGUAAAGAGGAGGAGGAGGAAGAAGAAGACUGCAUGUUACAUAGAAAAAACCAACGUAGCUACAAAAAAAACUUAAGAAGAGGGAAAAAAGACCAAAGUAGUAGUAAUAUUGGAAAAAGAAGCAAAAUUAAAAAUUUUAUUAAAAAGAAAAAAAAAAACAAUAAUUGUUCACAGAUGGAAAGGUUGAGAAGAACAAAAAUUACAAAAGAGAUCAAAAUGGAUGUAGAAAAGUACAAAUUUAUAAAGAUGUUAAUAUAUGAUAACGUUGCAUCCAUGUUUAAAUAUUUCGGCAAUAUAUUUUUAAAAAAAAAUCACACCACUGGCUUUGGCAGUGGAGAUGAUGGGAUUAAGAACCCAAGAGGCAGCUUAUGUUUGAACAAAAACGAGAUGCAUAUCCUUAACAGCAUAUAUAGCAACAGUAAAGUGACAGAAAGUAAACUCCCUGUAAUGUUGACCAAGGAAAAUAUUUUUUUAUUUUUUGAAAAUCUUGAUAAUUACAACAUUAAUAAGUAUAUUAAAAAAUUUUACGUGUAUUUAAACAGCUUACUAUUUUACUUGAAUGAGUGUAAACAUGUGGAUAGAGAUUAUUGUUACGAUUUAUUUUUUAAAAUUUUGCCAAUCACUAUGAAAUCUUUAUUUUAUAUCAAUAAAAAAUUUACAGCUAAGUUAGGGAAAAAUAGUUUCUUCGAACACAUAAUAAAGUUGGGAUCCUCAAAUUUAAAAAAAUUAUUUUUACAUGUGACACCCGGUUUGUUAAUGGAAGAAGCUAGCUGCAAAAAGACAGCUAUUCAUCUAUUACACUUAUUAAUAAAAAGGUAUAAAAUUGAGUAUGAUGACCAGGUGCAGUUAUUUAGUGUAUGUUUAGCCUUAUCAAAUGCUAGUGAGAAGAAUUUAUUAAAAGUAUUUUUAAAAUUUCUCCUCUCAUGCGUGUAUCGGUUUAACAAAGAUGUUAUACUAGAUAACAUAACACAGUUAACGAAACUUCUAAAUGACAUUUCAGAAAUUAGGAAGGGGGUUAAAAAAUACACCAUUGAAAAUUUUUUAUUAAGAUUACACUACUUGGUAAGCAAAUCGGAACAAGUAGUUGAACAAAAACAGAAUCCAUAUGACAUUAUCGUGGCGUAUCUGUCAAAACAUAAUAGAAAAAUAUUCAACAAAUUAGUUCAUAAAAAAAAUUUCAAAAGUGGCAAUAGUAGUGAUGAUGGCAAUGAUAUGAAUGAUUAUUUGAAUGGGAAGGAAAUGGAACAUGAUAAGAAAAGAAAGAAGAUAAAAAGGAAAGGUACACACGUAUCUCUUUCCUCAUCAGAUGAAGGAUCAUCUGUCAUAUCCUAUGCAAUAUCUGAAGAUGAUGAUGUGUCAUCCGAUUCAAGUGGAAAAAGUUCAUAUAACGAUGGCUUACUUGAAAAUGGUAAAAUGGCUAAAAAGGCAAACGAGGAUCCAGAAAAGUGGGAAGAACAUAAAAUAAUGGAAAAUGAUAAAAGGAAAAACAAAUUAAAUAGAAAAAAAUCGAACAAGGCAACCAAUCAUGAUGUGAAGAUAAAAAGUCAGAACCGAAAUUUAACGAAAUUUUUUGAAAAUUUAAAAAAUACAAGAGGUUCUAAAGAAACUACUUACAUUAAAAGUACUCUGGAUAAUAUCCUGCAAAGAACUCCAAAAAAAAAUAGAAAUAAUAAAAAUAAUAAACAUACAAAUAUUAAAGUUAAUAAAAAAGUCAGUGAUGUUCUUAACAAUUUAGGAAUAUCCCUAUUUAAAAAGAAACCAAAUAUCGCAUUUACGAAUCAAAAGGAAAUAAAUGAUUUAUUUGGUAAACAGUAUUUUACUAUGCAGAGUUUAAGAAAGGAAAAAACAAAUCCAAAAGGAAAACAUUCAGUUGAUUUUAAUUUUGAUGAUGAAGAGGAGGAGGAGGAAGCAGAAAAUGUAGAAAUAGGCUUGGAUGGAAAAAUAAUUGUUCAUCCAGCAAAUUCAAUAUCGCAAACUUCUAGAAACAAAAAAAAAGAUGAAAUGAUUAAUAGAAAAUAUAACCACGUGAAUGAAAAACAAAAUAUUCACUCCAAAUUUAGGUUACAUAACAAAUCGAAAUAUAAUAAAAAAAAGGCGAACAACUUCGUCACAGCAGAUAAAAAGUUAUAUACAUCAAAGAAGGGAAAAGGGGAUAUAAUCAAAAAGGAUAAAUUGUUACCAUAUUCUUAUGUUGAAUUGAAGCCACUUAUGACAAAAGAAAAGUUUAGGACAAAAACACUUCAUGCUUUUAGAUCAAUUAAAAAUAAUUCCAAAAGACGGGGAAGAAAAAGAAAAAAUUAA
Molecule: messenger RNA, 5550 nt
Organism: Plasmodium gonderi
Lineage: Eukaryota; Apicomplexa; Aconoidasida; Haemosporida; Plasmodiidae
Exons: 1
Coding region: 1-5550 (1849 amino acids)
Source: RefSeq, a predicted model, not a curated record